AGUUUUCAGUAUUGUCAUUGUGUUUGCAUGUCAGCUGAGUUAUCGAGUUAUGAAAUGGUGGUGUUUUGCAAUACAUACAAAGAAAAUGAAAUAAGUUGAUUUAGAAUAUUGUUUUUCUCCAAUAAUUUGUUGAUUAAAAUUAUGAACCAUUUUUAAUCACUACAAAAUGUAAAAUUGAAUAGCAAUGAUAAAUCAAUCGAGUCAUUACGGUAGACUACAGUUGAAGGGUAUAAAAUAUACAGGCUUAUAAAAUUUUGAAGUGGUUUUACUAAACAGUCAAAAUGUUGUAUGUUUUUCAUGUUGAUGCUGGUCAAAUGACCACAUAUGACAUGAGCUUAACCCUGCAAACUGUUGCCAAUUUGAAAAUAGCAAUAGAAAGGAAAACAAAGGUACCUGCAAAUGCUUUAGUGCUGCUUGUUAGUGGAGGUGAAGUAUUAGAAUCGGACCACAUGGUUUCCUCAUACAGUGCUGGUACAGACACAAAUCCUAUUUAUAUGUUCAACAAACCAUCAGUUAAAGAAAGCCACUUGCAGCAAUCAAUGUGCGAUUUAAGUCCCAUAGUAGAGCUGAGCUCUGGUGAAUUCACUAGUGAUACUCGUAAUACUUUGGACGGGAAAUCAGUUGCUGAACUGAAGAAUGAAGUGGAAGUUUGUUGUUCCAUGGCACCGACAGUUCACACAGUGAUAACAUGUGCCUCACUGGCACAACAAUUCAGUGAUCUCGCAUAUAAAGUUUAUAGGAGUUGUGAUCAACUUGUACAUGAGCAGCAUUUACAACAUCAGGGAUGGGCAGCCGUUGUCGCAAAUUUAGAAGACAUCUACAAUGAAUUUUGUGAACGGUCUAGGAGUUUCAAAGAAUCUUUCAAAAAACACAGACUAAAAAAGGACGAGUACCAUGAAAACCUUGAAACGUUAAACGAAGUUUUAGAUUAUCUAGCUAAAAUACCGAUAUUGCCAGCUUUGCAACUGAACGCGGAAGCACAUCGGUUCUCUGCCUUCGAUGUUUUUGAGGAGACGGAUUUCGAAGGUCACUCGUAUAGAAGCGGUCACGCAUUGGAUCAUAGUUCAGAGAGUAAAGCCGUUCAGGAUUUUGGUGUUGAUGCUUUUAAAUUGUCCGAGGAAGAUGUAUUCGAUCAAGAUGUCUCAUCGGGCAGUAAAGAUGUGCAAUCUCAAGUUGGUAAAAAAAUUGAGAGCUCAGACGAAGGGAUCAUGUUCAGGACGAGGGCGUCUGAAAGCAGGGAGGAGCCAACGUUAUUACAUUGGAUCCUUGCUCAAGGGAACAAAGCCUCUUUGAGGGAUAUUCUUGAUUACUGCAAGAAGGGUCUUGCUUUGAUCGUUGCAGAACCUCUGAAGGAAAAGGAAGCCGAACUAUGUCACAUAUUGGAAUACGCUAAUAUGCGAGGUUUGAAACAGAUCAAAGGCAUCGAGGACCGACUGUACGGGCUCGAUCAGUUGUUAAGUGAAGUCAAGAAAUUGGAAAGAGACCAACACAAUCAAGCUGCUUCGCUUAUACAAUAUCGUGAACGUUUGAACUCGGCUUGCGACCCGUCAGUGUUGCCGACGUUAGUGCAAUCGCACUGGUGUCAGCUCAAGAAGUUGCUCAAGGGACACCAGACUUUAGUGGACAUAAGACGCCGCAUCUCUAAGUCGAAAGAUGAACUGUCUCAUAUUUUGAGAGCAAGAUUAGAGGCGGUGCUGAUGAUCGAGAACUCGAUGUCGGUGCAGGACGCGCACGCGAUGCUGUCGUACCAGUGCUUCAACCGUCUGGCGCGCUACUUCAGCAUCGUGGCUCAGUUGCACCGCGCGCCCGCCGUGUUCGUGCGGGCCGUGCACGAGUGCGCCCGCAGGAGGACCUUCUCUACGCACCAUCUUAAAUGGGCCACAGAAUUAGCGGAAAAAUUGCUUAAAAUCCACGACGAGGAAGUGCGUCGCCGUCAGGAGUUCAACGAACUCUUCGAGGGUCAUUUCUUGAGGAGCCUCUUCCCCGGACUCACGGACCUACCGCCCGCCUUCUCCACGCAGGCCCCGCCGGUCUUCGAUGAUCGGUUACCGAAGAUCACGGAUACUGACGUCGAAUUUAUUUUGAAUUCGUUCCCGGAUUUGGCGAAGGAUGUCCCGCAAUAUGACAUGGAAGCAACCGUUAAAUUCUUUCAACAAAGGUUAAGUGCAAUAAACCAAGAAGACAAUAAUGUAGAAGUACAAGUCGAUUUUGAUAAGGACACAGACGGUGACAAUGAUACUGGCGAUUUCGAAAGAGUGUCGCAGCAGAUCGAUACUAAGAAGAUCGAUAUUUCGACGACGUGCUCUCCGGACACGGUAGCGGUGUCGACCGUCACUGAGGAGAACAUGGAUACACACAAGACGAGCAUGGAUAGGUUACAAGGUUUUUUCAUUAAAUUAUACGGGCUGUGCAAAGUUAACGUAUUUUAUAUUCUCGAAGAGUUGCUAGCCUUGAAAAAUGAAUUGAAUGAACAGACUAAAUAUAUGAACGAGAAGUACGUCGAGAUAUUACAAGCGUUGGAGCGUAGUAAUGAGGAGUCGGCUUUGAGGUUCCGCGAGCAGACGCAGCGCCUGACCGUCGACCACGAGCUGGAACUGAGCGACAUGAAAGCCUCCUUACACGAGAAAGACGAUAUCAUCACACAACUGAACAAUGAGAUGGAAAAUGUCAAACGAGAACAUCGGAAAGAGAUAGAGAGAUUAAGUAAAGAACACGACGGUACGAAGGAGUUGCUCGAAAAAACUAGGGAUCAGGUAAAGGAAUUCGAAAGAAAACUAGAAGAAAUUGACGCUGUUAAACAGAAAGAAAUAAAGGAAUUGCAAGAGAAGAUGCACAUGGAUUACAAAGCUGAAAUUGAAUCUCUGCGCUCCAGAUUCCGCUUGGUCGCUCUCACGAACAUGGAUCGUUCGCCUUCCGAGUCCAGUUUGGAGAAGAUCGAACGCACUGACGUCAUCGAAAUAACGAAUCACAACGCGAUCGUGAUGCAGACGAAAGAAAACGCCGAAGUCGAGAAAGAGGAGGCGGUCAGACAAGCUGUCGCGAAAUGCGAGGACGAAUGGAAACAGAAACUGGAAUCUGAGUUAGGAGCUUUGAAGGCGAAGAGCGACACGACGUCAAUAAACGAAGCGACGCGUCGUUUGUUAUGUGAAAAAGAUCGUCAAUUGGAGUUGGCGCGCGAGAGGGAACAAGUGCUCGCGCGGGAAUGCAGCAAGUACAGAGACACGAUACAGCAGCUCACCGACCCCGAGACCAAUGACUACGACGAGCUCGUCAAAACUCAGUUUGCCUCGCUUGAAAACGAGAAAGCCAUUUUACGUCAAGAGAUACAGGAUUUAAAGAAGGAGCUGGAGAAGAAAUCUGAAGAGAGCGAGAAGAGUCGAGAAGAUGACAGCGAAGGCCGAUCGUCUCCUAGACGCGAGGAUUUGAAGAAGUUGAGAUCCCGCUGUCACACUCCCGUAGGGCUCCCUGCGGGCACUCUGAGUUUUUCUGCUUGUUUGCCAGGACACACCGUUCUGGUCAUGUGGGAACCCGCACAUUUCAAUUACACGGUGAUGCAGGAAGCGCCGAUAAUGUACUUCGUUCAUAGCGAUUGUCUCCCGGCUCUGGAUCUCAGCAUACAAGUGAAGAACGAAAGCGAAAGAAAGCUGUAUGCCAUCGCGACCGUCGAGUCGAAGGAGUAUUGUUAUGCUAAAAAGAGCGGCAACCGUUACCACAUGCCGCGUAGCUCACGUUUCUACCGCGUCCGGGUUCGUCCGUCGCGCGUGCACCAGCCACACCCGCCGUGCUGCGACCACAAACACAAACAAGAUGCAAUGAAAGGCGGAGUGUUGCCAGUGUUCGCUGAGCGCCGACCGCUCAAGAAAUGGCUGACGUACAUGCAUGUCCCAGACACUCAGAAAUCUGUCGAUACAAGUCAGUCGACGAGUUCGAAUACGGACGAAGCGAAUCGAGUCGAAGUAGCAACGGGCACGCUAAUAAACUUGGAGUCGCCGGUGUCGACGAGUGAGGCCAUGUCUACGUCCAGCGCCGCCCCGCAACCCGAGGACCAGUUGGACUCUAUAGAGGCCAGCGAUCAGUGGCAGAACUCUAGGAUGCAGCUAUCCACCGUUAGCAAUAUAACUGACAUGGAAUCCAGUGUAGGAAGAUUCCCGGGACAGGAGCCUUUGGAGUUGACCGUGAGUUCCGUAUCGGUUCUGUCUCGCGGCUCUGUUCCUCCUGGCUCGGAAUUGGCGGAGGAGGCGACUCCAUGACCCAAGCGUAUCAAAGCCACCGCUUUGAAACUUAUAUAGUCGAUACUUCAACGUGAAAUAUCGAUACAUAUUACGUGCAGUGCGGUGUACUUGUGAUGCGCGAAUUUAAUCGAUUUUGACGUGAUCACAACUGGUAUCGAUAUAAAUGUGCUGAGUGAUGUGGAAUGAUAAAAGGUUGAAGGUUAAAAGGAGAGGAUUUGAAGAACAUACAAUAUUCUCAUUAAUUUGGAUUUUUAUGUAUAUAAAGUAGUUGUAUUCUUUUAGUGUGGUAAACUCAACGUCUUUUGUGUUCUGGUGUGAUGGAUGUUUAAAUCGUGAGAAAAAAAAAUCGUUUCUACGCAUACAAUUGGAAUAAAAAUUAUCAGUUUUUGGAUAAACUAAUUUGUGUCUUCCAAUAUCUUCUGAAUAUCUUUUAUCGAAUGAAAAAAUCCGCCUCAACUCUGAUGACUGAAGCUGACUGCGAUUCAAUAUUUACGAAUGGAGUGAAUUCUUUUUAAAUUGCUCUUGCAGUUUGUUAUAAUUAAAAAAUUAUAAUUAUAAUCUAAACAUUCUUCAUUAAUACAAAAUUUUUGUAAUUUCAAAAACGAACCUUCAGUCUCUUAUUAUUACAGUCGUAAAUAGGAAAGUUGUCGAGGAUUAUCGAUCCUUUACUGACCAGUCUUUUUAUUCUUCUCUCGUUAGUACAAAAUCGCUUAGUCGUUUACAAUUGUACUUAUUAUAUUUGUUCAAUACGUAUAUUUACUGUAUUAUUGGUUUGUAUUUUUAUUUUCCUGUCGCAAACAAUAUCGAUGCAAUAUAAAUGUGGAAUAUAAAUUAUUUAGUUAUUUAGUUUUUUUCUUCUUUCAAAAAUGUAACUGUAGAUGCGAUGUAAUAGCGUAGUUAGCACAAAGUAGUUACGGGGUAUUUGUAAUCGACUUUCUUGCUUCUCUGUACUAAGCGUCGUAUUAUUCGAUAUUACAACAUUUAAUGAAUAUUAUGAUUAUCACAAUAAUUUGUAACGGUAACUUCUCUUAAGGUUCCCACGUAGGUCUGUUUCGAUAACUAAGUCAUAGUGAUUAGUUCCUCGUAGGGAUUACUCUCUAAAAUAUCGUUAGACUUUAACAAUUAUGCUUUAACACACGAUCUCGCUCGAUUCAAGUUUUUUCCCCUAAAUAUCGAAAUCUAGCCUUAGAAUACGACCGCGUUUCUCAUAUCGAAGAUAAAUAAAUACGAUGCAUGAAUAAUGGCGUUUGAUCCGUCUUAGUCUUUAGGAAACGAUUUGCAAAUCAGUGUGCUUAGUUCGAUUUUUUUUAACGUUCUCGAUAGCGUAAAAGUUAACUCAUAUUUAGUUGGGACGUUUGCCUACGUUUGCCGCUAGGGGCGCUGUUCCAACGGCAUACAAAAUUGAGUUAACUUUUACGCUAUCGAGAACGUUAAAAAACUCGCGCUAAGCACCCGCUAUGUGUGUUGGUAGUUAAGGUGUUGCUUCACGUUGAUAUUCGUUUGUGGCCUUAUUGUGAAUGGCGCCCAACGUGGGGCACGUGUUUCUGAUAUUAUCGCACUAGCCGUGCGGUUGUUGGGUAUAUAAAUUUAGAGACGUUGUUAAAUGGCGCGAGCCGACCGCUGUGAUAGUACGUGCUGUGUGCCCCUUUCGAUCCCUAAACGAACAGUUUCGCGAAUAACAAAUCUAAAAGGUAUCAUGCAAUAUGAAUAAGGAGUAUUAAUUAGGCCUAUUUUAAGACGUUUUUAUAUUUACGAAAUCGAAAUCGCCGGUAUGUCCUGGCAACACUGCAGUCCCCUUAUAUCAGUGAAUGAAACACAGAAAGAAAAGUAUCUAUCUCCUUUUUUUUAAUGGGAAAACUGAUGCACUUUUUUUUUUAAUUAUAACUCAAGAUUGUGUGUCAGAUCGAUUUAAUGCCAAUUAUGAAAAAGGGCUCUAAGGUUGCCUUUCUAGAAUAUUAAGCAACGUCAAAACAGGGAAGGGGAUAUUGGUUUUAAUGAUUUUAAUUAAGCUAACGUGUCUGUGUUGUUUUAAAAAUAGCUUGUUUACGGCGCCGUGGACACAGCAACAAUUGAAGCCGACAACGAUAUAACGUCUAAGUUAGAGGUUAAUUUCUGUGGGUGUAAUGAAAGAAGUUUAUUGUACAUACUUUUGGUUAAGUGAAUAAAAUUUUAAUGUCGUUAAGGUUUAGAAGAUUUAAAGUUGUCUCCAUUAAUAGGAAUGGUAUAGUUUGCCUGAUUGAUAUAGGUUCGUACAAUAGAAGUUGCCCGGACGCAUUGAGUUAUAAACAGAGAUAUUAAGAUCGCGAACGAGACAGUCGUUCGAAAGAUAACGUGCUAAUAAUAUACUUGAAAGUUUUAAUUGUCACUAACCGCCUUUUAAAUUUAAUGAGAACGAGUGAACAGAUUUGUCCUUAAUUAAUCUCUGCUAAUAAUAUAAGUUGGAUUUUGAGACGAAUGCUAUUCGAUUUGAGAUUUGUUUGUAUGUGUGCGUGUCGCUUGAACUGAUGACGUAAUUCGCGUCGUUUUGCCGACGGAAUGACCUUUUAAAUAUUUUUCAUAUUUUUUUUGCGACUGCACACGCACCUCAAACACGUCGUGCGUUAGCUACGUACUAUUUUGUAGUGACCAAUUUUAUUAUUAGACAAUGAAAAGAAAAUAAUAAUAUGUAAAUCUGACAUCUGUAAUGUAAUUUUUAUAUACAAUAAAUAGACGAUUUUAUACAAA
Messenger RNA from Bombyx mori (domestic silkworm), 6956 nucleotides. It is a transcript of the gene Atg17, whose product is annotated as RB1-inducible coiled-coil protein 1. The record is from RefSeq and is a predicted model, not a curated record. Gene Ontology annotation, cellular component: phagophore assembly site membrane; Atg1/ULK1 kinase complex. Gene Ontology annotation, molecular function: protein kinase binding; molecular adaptor activity. Lineage: Eukaryota; Metazoa; Arthropoda; Insecta; Lepidoptera; Bombycidae. Gene Ontology annotation, biological process: autophagy of mitochondrion; positive regulation of protein phosphorylation; autophagosome assembly. The coding region runs from base 282 to 4250 and encodes 1322 amino acids. The transcript has 22 exons.